AUGGAAUUCAGAGGAAUGAGAGGCGAUGGAGUUGGGGCUCGAUCUCUUUCUUCAGUGAGGCCGCCGGCGCAUCGCAAGCUCUUGCCGGGGAUCUCGGAAGUGCCAGUGUCUGAUGCUGUGGAAGACUCCUGCACAGCCCGCACGGGCUCGUCGCAGGCCUGCUAUCGCUUCCGAUGGUGCCGAAGCCAUCGAAUCUGCAGCGCCAUAGCUCUCUCACCGCUCUCUUUGAGCUCUUUGGGGACAAGCUCUCACACUGGUGUAAAUCAUCACAGAGCUGGUUUUCUUUAUCAUAAUUUCUCUUCAUCAACUGAUGGGCCUUCUGAUGUUGUUGGAGAGGGUAGUGUGCUGUCAAAUAGGGAAAGCUACACAGAGGUGGACAGGACAGUGAGGGAGAAUGUGAGUCUUCACAUUGAUAGUGUCUGCCAAAUUUUAAAUGGUAGGCCUUGGGGACUGGAUGUGGAAAGUGCGCUUUCUGUAAUCGAUCACAAAUUCCAUCCAGAUUUGAUCAUUGGUGUCUUGCGGAGGCAGAAGGAUUUUCAUUUAGCAAUAAAUUAUUUCAGGUGGGUUGAAAGAACAAGUGGCCAGCCACAUACUCCAGAGGCAUACAAUCUGCUUCUUAUGAUAAUGGCUAGGAACAAGAACUAUGAACUUUUGGAGAAGGUCCUGGAAGAAAUGUGCCUCAUUGAAUGUGGGCCAUCUACCAACGCCUGCAUUGGGCUGAUCACCAGCUUGGUCAAGUCCAGGAAGUUGAGGGAAGCUGUAAAAGUUAUAGAAACUAUGAGGAAAUUUAAAUUCCGACCAGCUUUUUCUGCAUAUACAACUUUAAUAGGUGCGCUUGCUGAGGCCCAUGAACCUGAUUUGGCACUUAACCUUUUCCAUGAAAUGCAAGAAUUAGGAUAUGAAGUGAGUGUGCAUCUGUUUACAACUUUGAUUCGAGUCUUUGCAAGGGAUGGUAGACUUGAUGCAGCCCUCUCCUUACUUGAUGAGAUGAAGAGCAACGCAUUUGAUGCAGAUCUUGUUCUCUAUAAUGUCUGCAUAGAUUGUUUUGGGAAGGUAGGUAAGGUGGAUAUGGCCUGGAAGUUUUUCCAUGAGAUUAAAGCACAAGGCUUGACCCCAGAUGAUGUAUCAUAUACUAGCAUGAUCGGAGUUCUCUGCAAAGCGAAUAAACUGGCUGAAGCUGUUGAAUUGUUUGAUCAUAUGGAGCUAAACAAACAAGUUCCUUGUGCUUAUGCAUAUAAUACAAUGAUCAUGGGCUAUGGCUCUGCUGGUAAGUUUGAAGAUGCCUACAGGUUAUUGGAAAGGUUGAAAGAGAAGGGAUGCAUACCAAGUGUUGUUUCAUACAAUUCACUUCUCACUUGCCUUGCGAGAAAAAGAAGAGUUGAUGAGGCUCUGAAGGUCUUUGAGGAGAUGAAGAAAGAUGCUGAACCCAAUCCCUCAACUUACAAUAUUCUUUUAGACUUGCUUUGCAGUACUGGAAAAUUGGAAGAUGCCUUUAGAAUUCGUGACACCAUGGAAGGUGCUGGAUUGUAUCCUAAUUUAUUAACUGCUAAUAUUAUGAUAGAUAGGUUAUGCAAGUCUCAGAAGUUUGAUGAAGCAUAUCACAUAUUUGAAAGCAUCAAUCAGAAAGGCUUCAGUCCUGAUGCAGCCACAUACUGUUCUUUGAUUGAUGGCUUGGGCCGAUAUGGGAAGACUGAAGAGGCAUAUGAAUGGCUUGAGAGGAUGUUGGAUGCUGGCCAUACUCCUAAUGUUGUUAUUUAUACAUCAUUGAUUAAGAAUUUCUUUAAGUAUGGCAGAAAUGAAGAUGGACAUAAAAUCUUUAAGGAAAUGAACCGUAGAAGCUGUUGUCCUGAUCUAACCCUUCUUAAUACUUAUAUGGAUUGUGUUUUCAAGGCAGGGGAAACCGAGAAGGGUCGUGCUCUAUUUGAGGAUAUCAAAGCUCGUGGCUUUACUCCUGACUCGAGAAGCUAUUGUAUAUUGAUUCAUGGUCUCACCAAAGCUGGCCAUGCACGAGAGACAUAUAAAUUGUUCUAUGCCAUGAAGGAACAAGGUUGUGUCAUGGAUGUCUUUGUUUACAACACUGUUAUUUAUGGUUUUUGUAAGUCAGGUAAGGUGGACAAGGCUUACCAGCUUCUUGAGGAAAUGAAAGCAGGAGGGCAUAACCCCACUGUAGUUACAUAUGGUGCUGUAAUUGAUGGUCUUGCUAAGAUUGAUAGGCUUGAUGAGGCCUAUAUGCUCUUUGAAGAAGCAAAAUCAAAAGAAAUGGUACUAAAUGUGGUGGUCUAUACAAGUCUUAUCGACGGUUUUGGAAAAGUGGGAAGAAUAGAUGAAGCUUACCUAAUUAUGGAAGAAAUGAUGCAGAAGGGUUUAGUUCCCAAUGUUUACACUUGGAAUUGCCUAAUUGAUGCUCUUGUGAAAGCUGAAGAAAUUAGUGAAGCUCUUGUUUGCUUUCAAUCAAUGAAAGACAUGAAAUGUGCUCCUAACACCUAUACUUACAGCAUUUUGAUAAAUGGCCUUUGCAAAGUGCAGAAAUACAAUAAAGCUUUCGUUUUUUGGCAAGACAUGCAAAAACAAGGCUUAGUUCCGAGCGUUGUGACAUACACUACCAUGAUCCAAGGGCUUGCAAAGGUUGGAAAUAUUAAUGAAGCUAAAGGCCUCUUUGAUAAAUUCAAGGCUAAUGGUGGUAUCCCCGACUCAGUUUGCUUUAAUGCACUUAUAGAAGGCAUGAGCAAUGCCAAUCGAGCCCUGGAUGCCUUUCAGGUUUUUGAGGAAACUCGGCUAAGGGGGUGCAAGAUUAAUGCAAAAACUUGUAUUUUUCUUCUAGAUGCAUUGCAUAAAGCCGAAUGUCUUGAGCAGGCUGCCAUUGUUGGUGCUGUUUUAAGGGAAAUGGCGAAGUCUCAGCAUGCUGCUCGAUCCUUAUAGUGUGUAAAGAAUAAACUGCUUCUUCGAUGCAAAGUUCAACUGUGAUUGCACAGGAUAAGCUCUUGUUCAAUAAAAGAAGAUGCAUGAAGAGAAGAAAAGAUGACUCACUUUGUACCAAUACAUUAACCUGAAUACAGAGUGUGCAAUGCCUCCAUUCAAUGUAACUGUUUUUGUCCAAGGAUAAGAACUAUUGAGUUUUAUUUUUCAGCUCAUUUUGAUCUCUCAAUUUGUAUCAGUUUUCAAA
Messenger RNA from Dioscorea cayenensis subsp. rotundata (Guinea yam), 3163 nucleotides. Its product is annotated as pentatricopeptide repeat-containing protein At3g06920. Lineage: Eukaryota; Viridiplantae; Streptophyta; Magnoliopsida; Dioscoreales; Dioscoreaceae. The record is from RefSeq and is a predicted model, not a curated record. Bases 1 to 2919 code for a protein of 972 amino acids. The transcript has 3 exons. Gene Ontology annotation, molecular function: protein binding.